Gavialis gangeticus (Gharial) is the source of this 1797-nucleotide messenger RNA. RefSeq names its product caspase 7 (gene CASP7). The record is from RefSeq and is a predicted model, not a curated record. The transcript has 9 exons. Lineage: Eukaryota; Metazoa; Chordata; Crocodylia; Gavialidae. Gene Ontology annotation, cellular component: cytoplasm. Gene Ontology annotation, biological process: apoptotic process; proteolysis. The coding region runs from base 89 to 1093 and encodes 334 amino acids.
UUUCCCUGUAGCGGGCGCAGGACGCAGGAGCAGAAAAAUGCCACGCCGCGAUUUCUGAAGGGAACAACGAGGAAACUGGGUGCUCCCUAUGGCAGAAGAGCUGUACGCUGACGGGCCUCAGCUGAAAAUGGAGGCUGAAGAGCUGGAUGAUACAGUGGAUGCAAGGCCAGACAGAAGUGAGAGAUUUUUCAUCUUUGGAAACCCUGGUGGUAUUUCUUGUGAGCUCAGUGAAGUGAAGCGGGAUUCAGUAGCAGGCAGAAAAAAGAAUGGAACAGAGCAGCAGUCAAAGACCUCUCCCAGCAGCCAGUACCGACUCGUUGCACCAACCUUCCAGUAUAACAUGGAUUACAAGAAAGUUGGCAAAUGUAUUAUUAUAAACAACAAAAAUUUUGAGGAUAAAACAGGAAUGGGUACACGAAAUGGUACCGAUAAAGACGCUGUAGAGCUGCAGAAAUCUUUCAGACGUUUAGGGUUUGACGUUUCAGUAUACAACGAUCGAACCUGUGAUGAGAUGGAAAAAUUACUCAGACAAGCUGCUGAGGAGAAUCACAGUGAUGCUGCUUGCUUUGCCUGCAUCUUUCUAAGUCAUGGGGAAGAGGGCCUCAUCUACGGCAUCGAUAAACCUAUGGCAAUCAAGAAUCUGACCAUGCUCUUCAGAGGAGACAAGUGUAAAAGUCUCGUUGGCAAACCCAAAUUAUUUUUCAUUCAGGCAUGCCGAGGUUCUGAAUUUGAUGAAGGGAUACAAACAGACUCUGGCCCAGCAAAUGAUGCUCUGGAAACAGAUGCUAAUCCUAGAUACAAGAUUCCAGUCGAAGCAGAUUUCUUGUAUGCCUAUUCCACAGUUCCAGGUUAUUAUUCCUGGAGGAACCCAGGGAGAGGCUCCUGGUUCGUUCAGUCUUUGUGCGAAAUAUUAAAUGAGCACGGAAAACAGCUUGAGAUCAUGCAGAUCCUCACCAGGGUUAACCACAUGGUAGCCACAAGUUUUGAGUCGCAGUCUGACAACCCGUGCUUCAGCGAGAAGAAGCAGAUACCCUGUUUGGUCUCCAUGCUAACUAAAGAACUUUACUUCUGCAAGCAUGUUCAAGUGGAGUGAUGUCCAGGCACACUUUUCUCGGGGAGAGUUGAUCAUACAAUCAAUUUUCAUUUCAUUUAAUAGCGAAAACAGAUUUGUUUUGGUUUCUUGUGCCCGUGAGAAUCAAUGUAUCUGAUUGCUGAACACUAAUCAAGGCUCUAUCGAAGGAACAAACAACUCCCACCUAGCCCAUGAGCUGACAUAAAUUGCCAUAGCUUCGUUUUCAUAAACGGAGUUGUGGUGGAUUCCCCUAACUGAGGAUCACCGAAGGUUUACCUCUGGUAGCUGUCCAUUAGCCUACUUAAUAUACACUCAAAGGGAUACUGUCAAGCUCUCUACUAUUUGAUUCCUCCUCCCCUUGAAAAAUUUAGAAAAAAAAAUUGUGUCUAAUUUUUGUCUUAAUUCACUGCUGAUUUUUUAAAAUAUUAUUUUACCUUGUGUUUAUGGCUGCAUCACUACGACGUGGAAACUUUUCUAUGACUUCUUCUUUUAUAAGGUAGAAGAGCAGUAAAAUUGUAUGUAAUUCCAGCAACCGGUAUUAGCACCUUGUAGGCAGUCGAGGGAGAGCAAAAAUUGCAUAAGGGUGUGAGUAAGGCAAUUUGUGAUUAUUUAAUUUUCCUGGGGAUAAAAUGUUAGAUUCACAGAUAUCGAUAUUUGGAGUCCAGAGAAUACUUUUCUCUGGCAAAUCCAAAUUUGGGCCUAAACGUGUUGACAGUGCUAGCUAG